AUGCAAGCAGCGAAUUCUCGAAGAAGGAAUAUGCAACUGAGACUGCCAGCAAAUUCACCAAGUCCAUUUUCCAACUUUUCGAGAUUUGUCGACCCUUCCGGCAAGCUUAAUUUUAGUGGCAAGGCUGUUUUACAUGCUCAAGGAGUUGAUUUCAGUAGUGGUAUCAGUUAUAAAAUCAAUAAAGAAGAGUUGGUGUUAUUGGAAGAACUCGGAAAGGGUCAAUAUGGUACGGUACAAAAGGUAUUCCACAAGCCCACUAAUGUAACCAUGGCAAUGAAGGAAAUUCGUCUCGAACUUGAUGAAACUAAAUUAAAUCAAAUUUUAAUGGAGCUGAAUAUUCUCCAUAAAUCUCAAAGCACUUAUAUUGUUGACUUUUAUGGCGCUUUCUUCAUUGAAUCUUGCGUUUAUUAUUGUAUGGAAUAUAUGGAUGCAGGAUCGUUGGAUAAAUUAUAUGGAGAAGGUGUUCCUGAAAACGUUCUCGCCAAAAUCACAAUUGCGAUGGUAAAAGGACUUAAAUUUCUGAAAGAUGAAUUAAACAUUAUACAUCGUGAUGUGAAACCUACAAACGUUCUUGUAAAUAGAGAAGGAGAAGUUAAACUUUGUGAUUUUGGAGUUUCCGGUCAACUGAUACAAUCACUUGCAAGGACCCAUGUCGGAUGUCAAAGUUAUAUGGCGCCAGAAAGAAUACAGACAGAUACAUAUACAGUUCAAUCAGACAUUUGGUCACUUGGACUUUCCAUGCUUGAACUUGGCACCGGUAAAUAUCCCUAUCCCAUUCCGGAUAAAAAAAUUGGCAUGUUUGCCCAACUAAGUGCCAUUGUUGACGGAGUUCCUCCUGUUUUGCCCGAAGGUAGAUUUUCUGCAGAAUGUCGCGAUUUUGUAGCACAAUGCUUGAAUAAAAAUCCUCAAAAUCGACCUACUUAUGCUCAAUUGCUGGAGCAUCCAUUUUUCGAGAAAUAUGAAGAGGCCGACGUUGAUAUGAAAUCAUGGGCCGAACAAGCGUAUUCGUCACGAAAAGAUCUGUUAAAGCAAACAUAG
Funneliformis mosseae is the source of this 1038-nucleotide messenger RNA. NCBI's taxonomy places the organism in Eukaryota, Fungi, Glomeromycota, Glomeromycetes, Glomerales, Glomeraceae. The record is from the annotation of a GenBank genome assembly.